CCGUGGCUCCAAUUGGUCCAGCCGCAUGUCAAUCAAACGGCAUCCGUGACUCAUGUGGGUGCUCCCUAGCUGGAAACAGGGAUGGAAUGGACUAGCAAUUGCAACAGCCUGGAAGGUCAAAAUACUUCAGACUGAGGUUUUUUGUGGUAGUAUGGCAGCAGCGUUCCUAGAUGGCAAGGUUGCAAACUCUCUCCUCAAACGUUUUCCACGGGCUAAUGGCUUCCUGGAGGAGUUCCGGCCAGGCAACAUUGAGAGGGAGUGUGCUGAGGAAAGCUGCAGCUUUGAGGAGGCCAAUGAAGUGUUUGAAAAUAAGGAGCGAACGAUGGAGUUCUGGAAAAACCGCAGCAUCUACACAGUGAACAGCAAUGCUGAUUCCCGCUCUGAGCGCCCGGACACUGUAUACAUGGUGGUGCCCCUACUGGGCGUGGCUCUUCUCAUCAUCAUUGCGCUCUUCCUCAUCUGGCGCUGCCAACUUCAGAAGGCUACCCGUCGGCGUCCGGCCUACACCCAGAACCGCUAUCUGGCUAACCGGAAUGCCCGCAGCCUCCCACGCAUCCUCGUGCACCGCGACCCUCCAUCGCAUUCAGAGAACUCUCAUGCCAAUGACAGGCCCAGCGUGGUGGUCAGCAGUGGCGAAAGAGCCGGGGCUUCUGUCACGCCGCAAGACGCCCAUCAUCACACAAGCCACUCUCAGAACAAUCGCUCCCUGUAUGUACAAGAUUCAUCUUUGUCCGUGGCUUCCCACCUGUCUGGGGCAACCCCACCGCCAUCCUACGAGGAAGUUACCGGCCACUUAGAAAGCAGCAGCGAUGAGACAACAGCCCCCUACAGUGAUCCUCCACCAAAAUAUGAGGAGAUAGUGCUAGAAAAGUGAGAGUUUACCACAUAAAGCGGUAACCAAACGUUAGGGAUGCACUGGUUCCCGAGCACUUAUCCUAAUGUGGCUCUCACUCCGAAUGGAGUGUGCAGGCUGUGUAUGUGACGGUCUCCUUGUGUCGUUGAUCGGUUCGUGGACUGCACUGGUAAACGUGGUUGUUUUUCAAGUCGCAAAGGGUCCUCCUGGCUUCACACACCAUUUCUGUGUACCUCUUCACUCCUCCUUCGACCUCUCACACCACAACCCACGCCCUCAGCGGCUGCCCUUCAGAAAGAAAACUUAAGCAAGCGAAGAAGAGAUACAUCCCUUGCCGAGAGUUGCCAAGCUGUGUGCUGCAUGGUAAUCGCUUCGGGCAUCAAGCUUCAAAGCCUGCUAGAAAUCGAAAGGAGCGUUCAUGCGGGAAAACAAGAUGAUGUGCCAAAUCUAAUUGGUGUAUCAUAGUAGAAA
Messenger RNA from Labeo rohita (rohu), 1324 nucleotides. RefSeq names its product transmembrane gamma-carboxyglutamic acid protein 3 (gene prrg3). The coding region runs from base 53 to 874 and encodes 273 amino acids. The record is from RefSeq and is a predicted model, not a curated record. Gene Ontology annotation, cellular component: extracellular region. Gene Ontology annotation, molecular function: calcium ion binding. NCBI's taxonomy places the organism in Eukaryota, Metazoa, Chordata, Actinopteri, Cypriniformes, Cyprinidae. The transcript is spliced from 4 exons.